AUGAGAUUCAAGGUGAAGUGUGGAUUGGAAAUUCACACACAGUUGAAAACUCGGCUGAAAUUGUUUUCCAAUUCUCUGAACAAGAGCCAAGUAUUAUCGAACAAACCCAACACCAAUGUGUCCUUCUUCGAUGCCGGCCUUCCAGGAACUCAGCCAGUUCUCAAUUAUGAGCCUGUAUUGCUAGCUUUGAAGGCUGCCAAGGCAUUGAAAAGUACCGUGUCACCGAUAUCUACUUUUGACAGAAAACAUUAUUUCUAUGGAGACCAGCCGUUGGGAUAUCAGAUCACUCAGCAUUACCAGCCCAUUGCCAAAGGCGGAUACCUCAUCCUUUCCUCUAGAUUUGACCAGAUUUCACAAAACAAAACGAUAGGAAUCGAGCAGAUUCAACUGGAACAAGAUACGGGGAAAACACUGUACAAAGACCUCACGGGAUUAGCCCAUGUGGAUCUUAACCGUGCCAACGUUCCUCUGAUAGAACUGGUCACGAAACCCGAUUUCUCCAACCCCGAGGAGAUAAUUGCCUUUUUGAAACAAUACCAGUAUAUCGUCAAGUUUUCAGAUAUAUCUUCUGGUGAUCUGGAAACGGGAGCCAUCAGAGCCGAUGUGAACAUCUCCAUAGAAGGAGGAGAACGUGUUGAGAUCAAAAACCUGCCCACUACAAGUGCCAUAAUGCAUGCAACGAAAUACGAGAUAAAACGUCAGAUCUCACAGUUUGAGAAGACAGGAAAACAUAUUACCGAAACGGAGACCCGUGGAUGGAACGGGAAACAGACCUACAAGCUUCGUGAUAAGGAGAACGCCGUUGACUACAGAUACAUGCCUGAUCCCGAAUUGCCUCCUCUGGUUCUUGAUGUUGACGAGAUUAUGCCUCAGGUUGAAAUAGAAAAACCGAGGGAUGUCAGACUUGAGGAACUUAUGGCUGAGCCAUAUGGUCUCAAGCUAAGAGAUGCAAUCACGCUGCUCUACAAUCCAGAAUUCCACAGCUAUUAUAUGGAGCUGUUUCAGAUCCUCACUACCAAGAAGAUAGUUAAGCGUGACUUGAUUUCGAACUGGAUCUGUCACGAACAAGUUGGUGCUUUGAAGAAGCUGGGAAGACCGCAGGACGAAUACCUCCCCGCAAGAGUCAUGUCCGAGCUGAUUUUUUCCGUGGACAAAGGCUCAAUUGGCUCCAACAAUGCCAAGCUUUUGUUAAUGCAUCUCUUAGAUAAUCCCCAAGACCAGGUACUGCCAAUCGCCAAGCUGAUUAAGCAGUUCGACCUGGGUAAGACCACAGAUGAUGAGCUGGAUUACGCCAAAAUCUGCGAAAAUGUACUAUCCCAAAAUGAAGCCGUUAUCAAGGAGAUAAGAAGAACUAAUUCGCAGGGAAAACUGAACUUUCUUGUGGGCCAAUGCAUGCGGAUCUCUAGAGGCAAGGCCGAUGCCAAUGACUUCAGGAAACGCCUAUUGGAGAUGAUAACGACAUAA
Molecule: messenger RNA, 1464 nt
Organism: Kuraishia capsulata CBS 1993
Lineage: Eukaryota; Fungi; Ascomycota; Pichiomycetes; Pichiales; Pichiaceae
Exons: 1
Coding region: 1-1464 (487 amino acids)
Biological process (GO): glutaminyl-tRNAGln biosynthesis via transamidation; mitochondrial translation
Molecular function (GO): glutaminyl-tRNA synthase (glutamine-hydrolyzing) activity
Source: RefSeq, a predicted model, not a curated record